Sardina pilchardus (European sardine) is the source of this 1023-nucleotide messenger RNA. RefSeq names its product pecanex-like protein 1. Lineage: Eukaryota; Metazoa; Chordata; Actinopteri; Clupeiformes; Clupeidae. The record is from RefSeq and is a predicted model, not a curated record.
UUCGCGCAGGGCGUGGUGGGAUAGAAGGCUUCUUCUUGGAGGACCCUAUGUAGGUUCCAAGCUAACGGGUAACGGAGAAGAUGGCUGCAGCGGGGAUUUUCAGGCCAGUGUCUGAAAACACAUCGCUGUGUGCCAUGUUUCGGGACCGCCUGGAUUCACGUUGCCCUUUGAUAUAACCGUUUCUUUAAGGACGCGAGGAGGAUAAACAUGGGAUCUCAAACACUACAAAUAUUGAGGCAGGGGGUAUGGGCUUCAAUUACUGGUGGGUGGUAUUACGACCCCCAUCAAAAUACAUUUGUCAAUGCCUUACAUCUGUACAUAUGGCUAUUCCUGCUGUGUUUCCCCUUUACGCUCUACAUGGCCCUGCCCCCCACCAUGGUCAUCGUGGGCAUCUACUGCGGGGUGAUAGCCGGCAUGUUCCUGCUGCUGAAGGCGGUCAACUACCGGCUGCACCACGCGCUGGACGAGGGAGAGGUGGUGGAGCGGCGCGCGCGCGGGGCUCAGGGCAGGACGCACGGCCCCAACGGCCACCAGCAGGGCGGCGCCACGCGCCAGGAGGACAGCAACGGCCCCGGGGACCCUGGAGGGGGUAUAGAGAUGGCAGACUUUGUCAGAGAGGAAACACCGCCUGUGGACUGCAGCUCAAGAAACUCUUAUGUAGUGGUGGACUCCAACCACCAGAUUGUGUCAGCCCACGGGGGACCAGCCACAGCCAAAGGGAAGACCUCAGAUGACAUCAGCUUGAGCCUCGCACAGAGCUGCUGCAGUCAGGACCAAGACCUGAUGUCGGACCCAAAGAUGUACUGCCUGGUGUCCAACGGCUCCUUCUCGUCCAUGCAGCCGUCUACGUCGCUGUGCCCAGCGGACCUGGUGCGGGACGUCUCGUCUGACCCCUCCAGUGCCACCCCGCGCCACCCCCUUCUCCCAGUCGCUAUCCUCCUGCGACACAGAGCUCACCGCCUCUCACCCCCACGCCCACCACCACACACACCACCACACACACCACCACCACCAGCAGCAGCA